GUGUGUGUGUGUGUGUGUGUGUGUGUGUGUGUGUGUGUAGGUGAUGGGAGGUCUGGAUGGAGACAUGUUCCUCUACUAUAAGAUGCUGAUGCUUCAGGGUUUAAUCGCCGCCAGGAAACACAUGGAGAAGGUUCUGCAGAUUGUGGAGAUCAUGCAGCAAGGGUCACACCUGCCGUGUUUCCAUGGCAGCAGUACCAUCCGUGGCCUGAAGGAGCGUUUCCACAUGAGUCUGACGGAGGAGCAGCUGCAGCUGCUGGUGGAGCAGCUGGUGGAUGGAUCCAUGCGCUCCAUCACCACCAAACUGUACGACUCCUUCCAGUACGUCACCAACGGCAUCAUGUGACCACACACGUUCACCCUGUCACAGUGACCACAGGGAAACACACAUUCACCCUGUCACAGUCACAUUUGACCUGAAGAAGCACAAAGAGUUCAUCUGAGCAACAGACAGUGAUCUUCAUCAUCAUCAUCAGUGAAGAUAAACUGAUCAGCUGGUCACAUUUUUUUUUCAAUCAUUUGUUUUAAACCUUUACAAACAUUUUUAGAUUCCGGUUUAUUUUCAUUUUUAUCAUAAAGUUUCACGUUUUUUAACAGACAAACUAAAUUGAUUGUUACUAGAUUAGAUUUGUUAGCAUUAACUGACACAACUAAUGCUAACUAGCUUGUCAGUUAGCAUUAACUGACAAAACUUAAUCAGAUUUUUUGUUUUAACGACAGAAAAAAUUCAUCUUUAUGCUAAAUGUUAGCAUGUUGCUACGUAACUAAAAUGGCUUCUUUCUUCUUUUGACUGAAUGUAAACGACAUGUUUCAAAGUUUUUAAUAAAAGGAAAGAUUUUACGUGGUCAAUAUCAUUUGUUUGUUCAUAAGUGCUUUUAUUUUGACACUAAAUACUUUGAUUUCACUGAAGCAUUUCAGUAACAAAGCGACAUCUUUAUUCUGUGUCAAACUCAACUUUUCAUCAUGAAUAAAAAAUAGAAACUA
Messenger RNA from Solea senegalensis (Senegalese sole), 981 nucleotides. Its product is annotated as phosphatidylinositol 4-kinase beta-like. Bases 44 to 343 code for a protein of 99 amino acids. Gene Ontology annotation, cellular component: membrane; cytoplasm. The record is from RefSeq and is a predicted model, not a curated record. Gene Ontology annotation, molecular function: 1-phosphatidylinositol 4-kinase activity. Lineage: Eukaryota; Metazoa; Chordata; Actinopteri; Pleuronectiformes; Soleidae. The transcript is spliced from 3 exons. Gene Ontology annotation, biological process: phosphatidylinositol-mediated signaling; phosphatidylinositol phosphate biosynthetic process.